Lampris incognitus (smalleye Pacific opah) is the source of this 2951-nucleotide messenger RNA. RefSeq names its product signal transducer and activator of transcription 4 (gene stat4). The coding region runs from base 40 to 2253 and encodes 737 amino acids. Gene Ontology annotation, molecular function: RNA polymerase II cis-regulatory region sequence-specific DNA binding; DNA-binding transcription factor activity, RNA polymerase II-specific. Gene Ontology annotation, biological process: response to peptide hormone; cell surface receptor signaling pathway via JAK-STAT; regulation of cell population proliferation. The transcript has 24 exons. NCBI's taxonomy places the organism in Eukaryota, Metazoa, Chordata, Actinopteri, Lampriformes, Lampridae. The record is from RefSeq and is a predicted model, not a curated record.
AGCGUCUGUAGUAUAUGGGCCGAUAAUAUUCCCAUCAGCAUGAGUCAAUGGAAACAGAUUCAGCAGCUGGAGAUCCGACUUCUGGAACACGUGGACUUCUUGUAUGAUGACAACUUUCCUAUGGAUAUUCGCCAGGGGUUGGCCAAUUGGAUUGAAUCUCAGGAUUGGGAGUCGGCCGCUAACAAUGACUCCAUGGCUGCGGUUCUGUUCAGUAAUCUACUGUCCCAGCUGGAGAGGCAGCGCUCCCAAGAGCAGAACUUCCUCCAAAGACACAAUCUGAAAAUCAUCAACCAGCAGCUGCAGGUGAAAUACGAAGCCAAGCCUGUCCUCAUGGCUAGCAUUAUCUCAUCCUGUUUGCAAGAAGAACGUCGCAUCCUCUCAAGUGCCUGCAUGCAGGAACAGGGUCCACUGGAGAAGUCAAUGCAGAAUUCAGAGGCAAUUGAGAAGCAGAGGAACAUGGACAACAGGGUGGCAAUCAUCAGAAGCAGCGUGCAGUUGAUGGACCAGGCUGUGAAGUACAUCGAGGAUAUGCAAGAUGAUUUUGAUUUCCGCUUUAAGACUCUCCAGUCUCGGGAUCAGGCUGAGCGGAACACUGAGAAGAUGAAGCAGGAAGUGAUACGUCUACAGGAAAUGCUCAACAGUUUAGACUUCAAAAGGAAGGAGAUCCUGUCCAAGAUGAACGAUGUGAUUAAGGAGAUCGAUGACCUGAUGACCUCUCAGCUCAACCCUGAGCUGUCAGACUGGAAACGCAGACAGCAGAUAUCCUCCAUUGGUGGUCCAAUGCUCACAAGCCUGGACCAGCUACAGAACUGGUUUACAUUGACAGCCCACAGUCUGUUUCAGAUCAAGCGUCAGCUGGACAAGCUGGGAGAGCUGAUCUUGAAAGUUACCUAUGAGAGUGAUCCCAUCCCUUUGCAGAAGCCCCAGAUGGAUGACAGGGUCAAAUUCCUCAUUUACCACCUCAUCAAGAGUUCGUUCGUGGUGGAGAAACAGCCAUGCAUGCCCACUCACCCCCAGAAACCCCUCAUCAUCAAGACUGGAGUGCAGUUCACCACCAAAGUCAGACUCCUGGUGAAGCUUCCAGAGGUGGAUUACCAGCUGAAAGUGAAAACAACAUUUGACAAGGACCUACCCCCUGGCAGAGUAAAUCGUCAGUUUUUCAUCCUGACAAACAACACUAAAGCAAUGGACAUCGAGGAUUCAUCCAAUGGCUGCCUGUCAGUGGAAUUUAGACACCUGCAGCUCAAGGAGAAGAAAUAUAUCAGUGGUACAAAGGGAAAUGAGGGUCUUCUCUCGGUGACGGAAGAACUUCAUUCUCUCAGCUUUGAAGCUCAUUUCGUUGUGCAGGGUCUGGCCAUUGAUCUGGAGACAUGUUCUCUUCCACUUGUGGUCAUUUCAAAUGUCUGCCAGCUUCCUGGUGGUUGGGCAUCAGUCAUGUGGUACAACCUUCUGACAGAUGAACCAAGGAAUCUGGGGUUCUUUGGAAACCCACCUCGGGCAACUUGGAGCCAGCUGUCUGAAGUCCUCAGCUGGCAGUUCUCCACCUUCGCCGGACGGGGCCUCGACAGGGAGCAGCUCACCAUGCUGGGAGAGAAGCUCCUCGGUCAGGAAGCCUCCUAUGGGGACUGUCAAGUUUCCUGGCCCAAGUUCUCGAAGGAGAAUAUUCCAGGGAAGCCCUUCAGUUUCUGGAUGUGGCUGGAUUCCAUCCUGGAGCUUAUUCGUAAGCACUUGCUGCCAGUCUGGAAUGACAACUACAUCAUGGGUUUUGUAAGCAAAGAGAUGGAGCGAGUGCUACUGAAGGACAGAGGGUCCGGGACCUUCCUGUUACGCUUCAGUGAGAGUCACCUUGGAGGGAUCACCUUUACCUGGGUGGAAUAUGGUGACAAUGGUGAGGCAAAGUUCAAUUCAGUGGAACCAUACACCAAAAGCCGCCUUAGUGCUCUUCCAUUUGCCGACAUCAUACGAGACUACAAAGUGAUCUCAGACGGGGUGGUCCCUGAGAACCCGCUGAAGUUCCUCUACCCGGACAUACCCAAAGAUGAGGCCUUUGGUCGGCUUUAUAACAGCCCUCAGAACAAAGUUGCUCCAUACCUUUCAGCUAGCUUGAUCCCCAUCUCUGAAUUGCGAUCUAAUAUCGACGCCACACCUCCCUGCCAGUCACCUGAACCCCCAAUGACCCCUGGACAGUUUCAUAUGCUCAGUCAAGACCUCUGCUUAGACUUUGAUACUAUGAGUCCUCCAUAUUCAGAGUAAAAGCAAGAUACGCCAUGGAUACUGAUGUCGUCCAUCAUUCAAUGUCCUAAUCUGUUGAUAAGCAGUGACCUAAAUUCAGAUAUGUAAUUGAUGUCCAGAAUUUUAGCUCUCUUGUAAGAUAGUUGUGUGUUUGCCAUCUCUUUUAUUUUUAGUUUUUUACAGAUUUUGCAUGUUAUCCAUUUAGUGGUGCUUUUAGAAAGUUUGCCUCUCUUUUGGUCUUUGGCUUUUUGUUAUUCCUCAACAAUAACUAGCCGUGUUUUUUGUUUUUGUUUUUUCCAUCUCAAAUUAUUGAUCGAGUGUCUAUGAAACCAACCCAUUUAAGUGAUUUUGACAUAUGAAUGUUACUACAACUCUUUCUUCAUCUACUGUGUUAAAUAUGAAUUUAUUACUUUAUUUCAUACACUGUCAUACCUGCACUAUUUACUGGCAUCAGUUGAACUUCAUCAUUGUAUACAUUCCUUUUUGACUAUGUUUAAGAAACUGGCUAUUUAAAUAGCAUAAGGCUCGUUUUAUUGUAUACAACUGUUGCAUUUAGCUGCUUGGAUUUUUUUCCCUAUGUAUGUAUCAAAACUCUGCUACUAAUUUUUGAAAUAUAGGCAGUUACUUUUGUCACAACCUGCAUAAACAUAAAAACAUUUUAUAACAGGAUGUAUGUCCUUUUUUUUUUUGCAGUGAUAUGCACAACAAAUAAACCAUAU